This is a messenger RNA of Acipenser ruthenus (sterlet), 4124 nucleotides long. RefSeq names its product hormonally up-regulated neu tumor-associated kinase homolog A-like. NCBI's taxonomy places the organism in Eukaryota, Metazoa, Chordata, Actinopteri, Acipenseriformes, Acipenseridae. Gene Ontology annotation, molecular function: protein serine/threonine kinase activity; ATP binding. Bases 1005 to 2978 code for a protein of 657 amino acids. The record is from RefSeq and is a predicted model, not a curated record. Gene Ontology annotation, biological process: protein phosphorylation; intracellular signal transduction. Gene Ontology annotation, cellular component: cytoplasm. The transcript has 9 exons.
GGCGAGACGCCAGUCCAUCGCAAGGUAACUAAGGGGCAAUUUAGAGAGGCCAAUCCACCCAGCCAUCAUGUCUGGACUCUGGGAGGAAACCGGAGUACCUAGAGGAAAUCUACGCGAACACGAGGAGAACGUGCAAACUCCACGCAGACAGACCCCUGAGGCCGGAAUCGUGCCGGACCCUGGAGCUGAGACAGCAGCGCUAACCACCGUCUCGCCGCACAACAAAGGUCCUAGUAAAUAUUCAGAUACAGAAUAAUAAUGUGCUAGUACUUCAUAUCGGUAUGCAGAAUGUGCUGUAUUUUAUUUUUUAAAACAAAGUAAUCAAGUUCUUAAGAUGAAUACAAACAAGUUGUAGCCUUUAGGUGAGGUGGACAGUUUCUCUCUACCAUUGUCAUUGACUGUAUUAUACUACUGUAUUUGCAUAUGGGAAAUAGGGGCGGCUGGAUUUGAAAGAUUUACAUGCAAUGCAGGGGGCUCAGAUCACAUGUGCUCCCGCCGCCUGUGAUCCGAUUUAAUUACUGGAAUCCAAACUGAAUGAAGCUUUUCAGUUCCGAGAAACUUUACAGCGUCACCCAACACACAGACAGCAGCAGCAGUAGCAACAACAACACUUAUGCGCUGGGAGAGGAAUUCGUCAGGGACAUACAAACACAACACUGAGCCUUUACUGUAACACUGCACACUUCAGUGCAGACAACUCGAUCAAUGCUUUGUAUUUUUUACUAUACAACUAUACUUCAAUUUUUACUGCAGUAGGCUUACCUUUAAAUUAUGAGAAUUAAAUAAUGGAUUGAAUGUUAUUUUAAACUGGGGUUGAAUGAACAUGUGUGAAUGUUCUGCUGCAUGUUAAGUAUUUUGGCUAAGGUUGGUACCAGGGACUUUUCCUCAAUAUUGUCCCUUACUGACUCCGCUUACCCUGCCUGAUCUCAGUAAACAAAAGCCCCGAGUGAAGUAGCUCCCUUUCUCACGGGGUGUUUGUGAGGAGGACUUGCCAGUGCAGCAGGAUGCCAGGUGCUGUCGGAGGAAUGCUUCCAGAGCGUAAUGGAUUUUUGGGAGGAAAAUCUCAUAUUUUUCCAGGAGAAAGUAGUCUCCCGUCCUUCCUCAGCUGUGUUUCCAAGGAAUACCUUCGUAAUUUUCAACACAACAAACGAGUUGGAAAUUACCUUAUUGGAAGGAAACUGGGAGAGGGCUCCUUUGCAAAAGUUAGAGAGGGAUUACAUGUCACGACGGGCGAAAAGGUUGCGAUAAAGGUUAUUGAUAAAAAGAAAGCCAAGAAGGAUUCUUAUGUGACGAAGAACCUGAGACGUGAGGGCCAGAUUCAACAAAUGAUCAGACACCCCAAUAUCACCCAGUUGCUGGACAUACUGGAAACAGAAAACAGCUAUUACCUGGUCAUGGAGCUGUGCCCUGGAGGCAAUUUAAUGCACAAGAUCUGUGAGAAGAAGAGACUGGAAGAAUAUGAAGCGCAGAAGUACAUUAGACAACUGGUCAUGGCAGUGGAGCACCUUCAUAGAGCCGGGGUCGUUCACAGAGACCUGAAGAUAGAAAAUCUUUUGCUGGACGAGGAGAACAAUAUAAAGCUUAUAGAUUUUGGCCUGAGCAAUUGCGCUGGGAUUUUGGGUUACUCUGAUCCUUUUAGCACUCAGUGUGGAAGUCCAGCUUACGCUGCCCCAGAGCUCCUGUCCAGAAAGAAAUACGGCCCAAAAGUGGAUGUGUGGUCUAUAGGUGUGAACAUGUACGCAAUGCUGAUAGGAACUUUGCCAUUUACUGUGGAGCCUUUCAGUCUGAGAGCCCUGCACCAGAAGAUGGUGGACAAAGAAAUGAACCCCCUCCCUGUCCACCUUUCUCCAGCUGCAGUCAACAUGCUGAGAAAUCUACUUGAACCUGAUCCAACAAAGCGCCCAAACAUUCAGCAAGCUCUAGCUGAGCAGUGGCUUAAUGAAAAUUACCAAGGAAAACCUUUAUAUCGGACGCCUUAUCCAAACAGGAUACACAUGAAGGAGCUGAACCAGAGUGUGUUGCUGCACAUGACUGAGAAACUGGGAUACAAACACAGUGAAGUAGUCAACGCAGUGAUAUCCAACAGAGCCUGCCACACACUCACUGUCUACUUUCUGUUAAACAAGAAGCUGGAGAGAUACUUAAGAGAACUUAAAGAAAGAAAAUUCAAGGAGCAAGAGAGAAUAAUUGAACUACAGCAGACACCUUGGAAUAAAAAAAUAGAGAAAAUCCCUGUUGUGCCUAAACAGCACCCAUGUACUCUGGCUCAAAGCACAAAGGCCUUGCUGAUAGACAAAAAACCCCAACGAGCAAUUCAGCAAGAGAGAGCACUUCUGCGUGGUAUUUUAUGUGCUGACGAAGCCAGUGAAGGUGGAUGUGUCACUUCAUGUUCCUUGGAAUACCUGGAGAUGCAGCCUACUUUUCCCAGAACACCACAACCCAUUAGAAGACAAGAAUAUCUCCAGCAGGACAACUUCAGUUUGGGAAGGGAAGACAAGAACCCCCGGUUGGGAAUAGGUUCAGAUCAUUCCACUGAUUCUGUGGAUAGAGAACCAGAACAUACUGAAUCAACACCCUGGUACAAAUUUGCCAGCUCUGCAUUCUCCCACAGGUUUUCAAAUGAAAAACAGUCUCCUGCCUCACAGCUAGAACACACAAGUUCAAAUAAGCCUGUGGUCUACAGCACACAUGUGACCUUAACAGACGAGGACAAGAAGAGCCCAUUGAAACCAGACAGGGUCUCUUCAGAUUUGAAUGUGUCUUACAACAAAGGGACUGGUGAUUCAGGAUGCCCAGGCUGUGUUAAAAACCGAGGGAGGUUCCCAAUGAUGGGUAUAGGACAGAUGCUGAGGAAAAGGAAUCAAAAUGUUCAAUUUAAGACUGAGAAGCCUGUGGAAAUGAACAUGCCUGCCACAGCGCAGUCCUAUCAGGUGCAGAACAUGUUCUGUGCAACAGGGGCUCUGAAGAGUUUAUGCUGACCAAAGCUUUACACAAAGUGGUUAAUGGUUAAAUUAAAAACCAAAGACACAAUAAAAUGGAUAAACUUCAAACUACAGGUGUUAUAUUGUAGUUACCUUUUUGUAAAAAUGAAGACUACAGGACACCAACAAUGUACUCCUCUGGGGACAUAUUUUAAUUGCACCAUCAUAUUUUAUGUUCUGUCACAAAAAAAAUGUCAGUUGUUUGUGCAUUUCAGGUUAACCCUUUGUGUGUAAAACCUGGGGUUAUCUAAAGAUAAAGAAACGAGUGGAGAACCACACACAUCAAAUGUUUAAUGUAUGGAAAAUAUUGGGCUGUACUUUGCACUUGUAUAGUGAAGAGGCUUGAAAUACCAAAUAGCCUAGGUGAUCCCAACUGAAAUGAGAGUUUAGUCUCCACAUCGCAGAACCACAACACAAUUCAGCACAAUUGGUACUGUUCUUGAGAGGUCUAGGACUGAAUAAUGGGGUGUUCAGGAGGGAAAAGAAAGCCUAGGGAUGCUAUUAUAAAAUGCAAGCAUUAUACAAGUACAAUGCAAAAAUAGCCAAACAGUGCUAUUAGAGUCAUAUUUGACCCUGUGUAGUUCAGUGUCCAGUGUUUUUUUUUUAAUUAACUUAAUUAGGUUUGUUUGUACAUUUUAGUGCUGUAAUGGCUAUUUGGUUUGUUGUUUUCUGUGUGUGUUUUCUGUUGGUAGGAUUUGCUUGUUUCUGUGUCUUGGCAUCAGAGUGCAGUUGUUCUGCAAGAACAGAAUGGAUUGUGCUCAGUUGAAGGAUGAAAGAAAACUGAAAGCACGCAAUAAUAAUAUAGUUACUACAGAAGACUGUGAUGAAGUAUAAGCAUUCACAUUUAAGUUAUUUCCGAGAUAACAAAACAUUCUUUCAUGUAAUAAAUGUUAAGAAAGUAUAAAUACAGUAGUACAGAGCUUUAUCUACUUAUAUUUUGAAGUGUAUCUAAAACAAACUCAUUGUAAAUACAGUAUUUUUUAUUACAUUUUGAACAGUUCAGGGAAAUAAAUGUGCAAUUAUUUGAUUACAAAGUUUAAAAUGCUUCUUAUAUGGAGCAACAGAAACUGUUUGACAUUUCAAAGCUUUUAACACCUUAUCCUGUAAGCUUUACAGCAAGUAAAAAUUAAAAAAAAACAAAAA